AAUACAGCGAGGCGACCCGGAGAGAGCUAGUCAUUUUGGAGAGCGCAAAGCCAGCGAGGAACUCCUCACUUCACUUCAACCAAUAUUUAUUUAUUUAUCUAUUUAUUCUGAGCCUUGCUUUGGGAUGAACAGACUGCUUCUGAACUUUUUCUGGGUGGCAGCAUUCAGCGCACUCCUUGCAGCGCCGGGGCUCCGGGCUUCUCCAGUGGUUGGGCAGGAACCUAUCCGCUGCGCCCCGUGCUCCCCGGAGCGGCUGGCCGAGUGUCCUGCGGUGGAUGCCGGCUGUGAGGAGGUGCUUAGAGAGCCGGGCUGCGGCUGCUGCCUCGCCUGCGCGUUAAAGAGAGGUGACUACUGCGGGAUCUACACUGCGCCCUGCGGCUCGGGGCUCCGCUGCUUGCCCAAACCUGGAGAAGCCCGACCCCUGCAUGCGCUCACCCGGGGACAAGCGGUGUGCACUGAGACCCCCGAGUCUGAUCAGCACCAAAGCGACAACACGCCAGAUCAUCCCGAGUCUCAUAACGGGCCAACGGCAGUGAAUGAAGGCAGCUCAGCGGUCUUCGUGCCCGCGCACGGCAAGCCCUUCGACCCGCGGGUCAUCACUGCUAAAGAGAGCAUGAAGGCCAAAGUCAACGCAAUACGCAAGAAACUGGUGGAGCAGGGUCCUUGUCAUAUUGAACUGCAAACAGCCCUUGACAAGAUCACUAAAUCACAGCAGAAACUGGGAGACAAAUUCAACAGAUUCUACCUUCCAAAUUGUGACAAACACGGUCUCUACAAAAUCAAACAGUGUGAAUCGUCUCUGGAUGGUCAGAGGGGGAAGUGUUGGUGUGUGUCAUCCUGGAACGGGAAGAAGAUUCCUGGAUCAAGUGACCUGCCAGCAGAUGGCGAGUGUCCCGAGGAACUCAACCACUGAUCUGUCUCUUAGACACACACACAUAAUGGGGGAUCUGAAGUGCUCAAGCACUGAUUUCUCUCUCACACACUUACAUAUUAAACCACUGAUUUUUAUCAUUAUAUUUUUAAAAAUAUCUUAGUAUUUAUUUAUUGUUAGUGGUGGUAUUUAAUUCAGGUACACUGUUUUUGAUUGGUAAACUCACUAAACUCACCAAAAAAAAAAAAAAAAAAAAAAAAAAAAAAAAAAGAAA
This is a messenger RNA of Labeo rohita (rohu), 1145 nucleotides long. RefSeq names its product insulin-like growth factor binding protein 1a (gene igfbp1a). Bases 125 to 913 code for a protein of 262 amino acids. Gene Ontology annotation, cellular component: extracellular region. Gene Ontology annotation, molecular function: insulin-like growth factor I binding; insulin-like growth factor II binding. The transcript is spliced from 4 exons. Lineage: Eukaryota; Metazoa; Chordata; Actinopteri; Cypriniformes; Cyprinidae. The record is from RefSeq and is a predicted model, not a curated record. Gene Ontology annotation, biological process: regulation of insulin-like growth factor receptor signaling pathway.